UUUAGGGGAGACGUGGUGUCGCUGCGGGCUCGCUCUGCCGUGCGCUAGGCUUGGUGGGAAGGCUUGUUCUCGAGUUCGCGCUUUUCGUCGCCGCCAUGUCGGGAGGUGGUGUGAUUCGUGGCCCAGCAGGGAACAAUGAUUGCCGCAUCUAUGUGGAUAACUUACCUCCAGACAUCCGAACCAAGGACAUUGAGGACGUGUUCUACAAAUACGGUGCUAUCCGCGACAUCGAUCUCAAGAAUCGCCGCGGAGGACCGCCCUUCGCCUUCGUUGAGUUCGAGGACCCGCAAGACGCAGAAGACGCGGUGUAUGGUCACGACGGCUAUGAUUACGAUGGAUACCGUCUGCGGGUGGAGUUUCCUCUAAGCGGCCGUGGUACAGGCCGAGGCGGUGGCGGGGGUGGAGGCGGCGGGGCUCCCCGAGGCCGCUAUGGCCGCCCGUCCAGGCGUUCUGAAAACAGAGUGGUUGUCUCUGGACUGCCUCCAAGUGGAAGCUGGCAGGAUUUGAAGGAUCACAUGCAUGAAGCAGGUGAUGUAUGUUAUGCUGAUGUUUACCGAGAUGGCACUGGUGUUGUGGAGUUUGUACGGAAAGAAGAUAUGACCUAUGCAGUUCGAAAACUGGAUAACACUAAGUUUAGAUCUCAUGAGGGAGAAACUGCCUACAUCCGGGUUAAAGUUGAUGGGCCCAGAAGUCCAAGUUAUGGAAGAUCUCGAUCUCGAAGCCGUAGUCGUAGCAGAAGCCGUAGCAGAAGCAACAGCAGGAGUCGCAGUUACUCCCCAAGGAGAAGCAGAGGAUCACCACGCUAUUCUCCCCGUCAUAGCAGAUCUCGCUCUGGUACAUAAGAUGAUUGGUGACACUUUUUGUAGAACCCAUGUUGUAUACAGUUUUCCUUUACUCAGUACAAUCUUUUCAUUUUUUAAUUCAAACUGCUUUGUUCAGAAUGGGCUAAAGUGUUGAAUUGCAUUCUUGUGUAAUAUCCCCUUGCUCCUAACAUCUACAUUCCCCUCAUGUCUGAUAAAUUGUAUUUUAAGUGAUGUCAUAGACAGGAUUGUUUGAAUUUAGUUAACUCCGUGCUCUUCAGACUGUGAUAUUGUGUAAAUGUCUAUUCUGCUCUAGUUUGUGUGAACUGGGAUGUUGGGGUGUUUGUGGUUAUCUUACCUGGGGAAGUUCUUAUGUUUAUCUUGCUUUUCAUGUGUCUUUCUGUAGACAUAUCUGAAGAGAUGGAUUAAGAA
Messenger RNA from Manis pentadactyla (Chinese pangolin), 1232 nucleotides. Its product is annotated as serine/arginine-rich splicing factor 1-like. Gene Ontology annotation, cellular component: ribonucleoprotein complex; cytoplasm; nucleus. NCBI's taxonomy places the organism in Eukaryota, Metazoa, Chordata, Mammalia, Pholidota, Manidae. The record is from RefSeq and is a predicted model, not a curated record. The transcript has a single exon. Gene Ontology annotation, molecular function: mRNA binding. Bases 96 to 842 code for a protein of 248 amino acids.